Molecule: messenger RNA, 441 nt
Organism: Lithohypha guttulata
Lineage: Eukaryota; Fungi; Ascomycota; Eurotiomycetes; Chaetothyriales; Trichomeriaceae
Exons: 2
Coding region: 1-441 (146 amino acids)
Source: RefSeq, a predicted model, not a curated record
AUGUCCACAUCAGCAGAGUCCCAGCUUGCAGCGGUCAUCCAGAAACACUAUAGUCCCUACGAGCUCUGCAUCGCCCUAAGCCACUACGCCAAAACCGUGCAACAGGAACUCGACCGUCUCACACAACAGCAGCAACAGCCCCAACCACAAGACUCAUUCUCAGCCGGUGAGAUCUACGCCAAUGACCCAGCACCAGCCCAAGCAGAGCUAGAUCGGCUGGCUGCUCUAGCUGCCGAGGUAGGACCUAUUAUCGAGCAGGCGUCUUCGUCUUCAUCUGCGGCAAAGCCUGGUGAAAUUCAUAUCUUGCGACAGGUGACGGAUGAGGAUAGGAGGAAGAAUAAUCCGUUUGGAUGGGCGUUUAAGCCGAUUCCUGGGACGCCGAUUCCGUGGCCGUGGAAUUGGCCGAAUCCGUUUACGGGAAGUAAUGCUGGGCGGGGGUGA